This is a messenger RNA of Tetranychus urticae (two-spotted spider mite), 2524 nucleotides long. RefSeq lists its product as uncharacterized. Gene Ontology annotation, cellular component: nucleoplasm; cytoplasm. Gene Ontology annotation, biological process: double-strand break repair via homologous recombination; resolution of meiotic recombination intermediates. Gene Ontology annotation, molecular function: protein binding; DNA endonuclease activity. The record is from RefSeq and is a predicted model, not a curated record. NCBI's taxonomy places the organism in Eukaryota, Metazoa, Arthropoda, Arachnida, Trombidiformes, Tetranychidae.
UGUUGUUGAAAAAUCUUGUUCAAACUGUCAUUAUCUUUAUUUUCACUGAAUCAUCAAUCAAUUCUGGUUGUUCUUGAUUGGAUUGAGCCCUCGUGAUUUAUCCUAAGCCUUCUCAAUUGAAAAAAGCAUUUAACUUGUUUAAUCUGACAUCUGUUGGUAAAUCUAUCCUAUUUACUUCUGUUUUACGCUAUGUUUACGUGAUUCCGUUCAACCUGUGCAAAAUUUGGAAAAUUUAAAUUGUUUGCUGAUUAUUGAAUUUCAUUUAUUCAUCGUUGGGUAAUUUUUUGUUAUUUGCUGUCUCUUUCAUGUACAAUUCAGGAUGUGAAUGACUUUGAUUGUAAAAUGGAUAUACAUUGAUAGAUGAACCUUUGUGCCUUAUUGAUGUAGACGAGAUUCAAAUACGAGCAAAUCUUGAGCUUAGUUUGUUCAUUAAUCUUUUUAACAAUUGUUCUGGAGUUCUACGUUCAAAUAUCUGUAUGCUCUUCUCUGAUUGGCUGAUUGGCCACCAAACCGUUGGAAUACAUUUCAAGUGUCUCGAGCUCAAAUCUGGUUUAAACUUUAAAGAUAGAUCAAUUGGUGUAUAUGUUUUUAUGUGUUUACUCUGUGAAUCGACUGCUGCGAACUUACAAUCAUGAUUGAAAGCUUGGUUAAUUGCAUCCGACAAGGAAAAUUAGAUGCCAUUUCUGGUUUUAUCAAACGUUUGAAAAACAUCAACAUUGUUUUAAUUAAAGAAGAUGACUGCAAUUUGAAUCUCCUUCAUAUUGCUGCUGGUAUCGACUCAGUCUUUCGAGAUGAUGUUGUUAAUUUAAUUGUGAAAUCAAAAGAACUUGACAUAAACAAACCUAGUGGACCAGGAAAUGAUUGUUGGACCGCAGCUCAUAUAACUGCUAUCAAAGGCUACUCUACAACUCUAAAGUGUUUACUAGAUCACGGAGCCGAUCCAUAUUUACUAGACAUUGACUGUAACACUGUUUGGGAUGUUGCAUCAGCUAACAACAACCACAGCUGUAUUCGCGUUCUAGAAAAUGCAGUUAAUUCGCCACCUUCUCCAUUAAUUGAUGACUCCAUUUACUUUUCUAUGAGCUCUCUAGGAUUGAUAGACCUGGACCAGACCAUCAAAUUAAGUGACCAAUCCUCAGUGGUCCAAGUCACAUCUCAAGAGCUCCAACUUCGUAGAAAAAAUACAGAUAAAUUGCCACAGAAGGCUCCUAAAUUGAAAUCAACUAGAUCACCACCCAGAAGACCGACAGCAGAUGCAUCAUACAGUUUAGUGACAGAUAAAUCAAAUGACACAGUAAUUUACACUGAUCCAGACUUUAAUGUUACUUUAGUUGGGGUCAAAGAUACAACUUUAAUCUCUAAUGACUCCAGCUCUACUUUAGAUAAUACAACGCUGAGCCCGCUUGAUUCAAAUUUGAAGAAAUUGACCGAUUCAGAGAUAUACCAGCAACUUCAGCGUUUUGGUGAAAGCCCUGGACCAGUCAACAAAUUCACUCGGGAUCUUUACUUAAGAAAAUUAGGAAAAAUUAUAUCAAAUAGAGUACAGGUUAAAACACCGAUCAAAUCAUCGAUUAAAUCACCGAUCAAAUCACCACUUAAAUCAUCAGUAAACAAGACACAAACGCUUUCUUCUUAUCCACAAGAAAUCAACAACAUAGUCUCGUGGAAGUUUGAUUUUGUCGAAGCCAAAGAAAUAGAUAAAGAAUUUAUGGACAUCUUUUCAGAAGCAAAAGGUCCUCGAGAUUUUUUCAAUUACCUGCUGUUAGAUCCAAGAAAAACAUGUAAUCUAUCUCAAGCAGCAUCCGAAGCACAAGAUAAGAAAACGGAAGUCAGUCUUUUUGUUAAAUUUAUAAAAGCAAUUUUCUACAUUGGUAAAGGUAAAAAUAAUCGACCUUACAUGCAUCUUUACGAAGCUGCUUUACCAUUAAAUAAGCGAAAACCAAUUAGCGCUAAAGUUAAAAGGAUAAUUGAAAUCUGGGAUCAGGAUUAUGGAGUAAUUUCUCUUCAUUUUCCCAACGGAAUGACUUCUGAAGAAGCUUUUGCUCGUGAAUCAUUAAUGAUUAAUGCCAUUGAUCUUGAUAAUUUAACCAAUAUCAGAUUGGGUCAAAAUAAGGUGCAUUCUGGUUAUUUGACUGACGCCAAGAAAAAGGUUCUUGGUGCAUACUGCCUUUGGAAGGCUUAUAAAAAUCUUAUUCUCAAUGGUGAACGGCAAAUCAAGCGUUUUAAUAUUACUCGUUAAAUUAUUAUUCAACGAUUAUCUAAUAUGAUAAUUUUAUGAUUUUAUCUUUUAUAAUUUUUCACCAUCAUUUUCAAAUAAUUUGUUUAAUCACAUUGUUUAUAUAUCAUCUCCCUCAUUUGCUUUUAUUUUUCAUCAAGAAAGGUUCUUUUAUAAAUAAAUAUAAGAGGCGAAAUGAAAUAAAAGUGAUCUUAUUUGAAGUCAACAGGUUAUGGCUUGAAAAAGAAAGAGAGAGAGAGAGUUAAGAAUAAAGUUCCGAAGAAUGAAUCGAAAAAUUGAAAAGUAAAU